AUGCAUUCUUGUCCACAGAAUCAUAGUUCUACUCUCCCUGUGCAGGAAAAAAGACAAAUUCACAUUGGAGCGUUUGUUCCAUUCCUAAAAGAUGACAGAUACGGACAUUUCACAGCGAUGAAAAUGGCCAUUGAUAUAAUAAACAAUCGAACUGAUAUUCUAGAUAAUUACACUCUGGUGCUGGACUCUGAAGAUACAAUUUGGGUAAGUGCAUGAUACUUUAUUGAUAUGAAUCACUUCACUGAGGAUGAUUUUGAUGGGUCAUUCUUGUAAGACGGACUUAACAAUUACUUCUAAAAUCUUCUUGUCAGGAAGAACACGAAGAGCGCUCAGACCAUUUGUACGGAAAAUCCGAUAAUUCCGGGAGUAGUUUUGCUUCAGCAAACUUAACCGGAUUUAGUUAUAGUUAUAGGUAUAGGUAAAAACCCCAAGUGCGAACCUUGACGUGUUACUAUAAAAACACCAAACAAUUAAUAACUUAACGAAGAUCAAUUAAAACACACGACUAAUAAAACCAGACACGUUUCUUAAGACACGAGAAAUCAACUUUAUGACCCUUUAAUAGUAGAACUAUAAACCAUCAUGGCGGCCGGUCGCCUCAUUUGGUCGCUCCGGCUUUUUGUCCUUUUCAUUCUCGUAUGCAAGGUUAGGUGUUCAACAGGAACAAGAAAUUGCAAUAUAACGGCCACUCGUAGGCUGAGAAAAAAGUUUUUUAGUCGUGUAAUCCAUUACCGUCCAAACUGAGAUGCUGGCUAUAAUCCAUGUGACUGUAUUCAUCCGAACCCAGGACCUGUGAAGAACCCCUGUGUACACUGAAAAAGAGCAAUUGUCGACUCAAAUUCAAAUUUCACAUUAAAUGUGGUGGAAUUACAGUCAAGAAACAUUUGCUCAUGGUUUCGGGUAACAAAAGUUGGACCUGUCAACCAUGUUAUUUGAAAUUUAUGCAGGAACUUCCAUUUCACUCCGCAUCGUCGAACUCUUCGCAGGCGGAAAAUUUAAAUCUGUCUGCUGUUUCUGAAGUAUCAGAACAAGUGGCGGAUGUACGGGAAGACUUUUCAUUUUUGAGGAAGGAGUAUCCAAGGAAUUUAACAUCGCUUCUUACAAUAUAAACAGCCUGCAAAGCAAAUUUGUAGAGGUUAAGGAAUGGCUCGAUCAACGAGUGUUCGAUGUAUUAACAAUUCAAGAGACCAAGAUUGAUCGAACAUAUCCCAAUUUCCAGUUUCAGGUUGAGCACUAUAAGGCAGUGAAAGAGCGUUUCACUAAAUUAUGCGAAGAAACGCAUGGAAAUCAGAGGAAAUUUUGGGGUACCAUUUCACCAUAUAUUAAUUCACGUAAAAAAGUAAAUAUCGGCCGGAUAAUGUGGGACUUUGAAUGCAUAUUUUACUGGUUUUGAUGCUAACAGUGCGAAUUACACCUCCACCCCCGAUAUUGAUGUACAUGUAUGUAGGGUAUGCGCGGGUUCUUACAGUUUUGUCCGAGCGGUCCUGGGUCCGAGUUUGGGACCGAGCGAGGGUUUGAACCAGAGUGAGUGGAGCCUGGACCCGAAUCAUACACGUGGGAUCGCGUGUGGCGGUGUGUCACGUGAUCAAGAAUCUCGUGCGAUUCGCGUACUUAAUAUUAAGGUUCGUGUUAUAGUGUGAGUUAGGGUUUUUCUUCAAGCUAAAGUCGGAUGAGGGUUCGUGUGCUAAUCGGAACAAAAACGGAAACCUAUGUUCGAAAAUUCAUUCAAUAGUAGUGAGGGUAGAACGGGUUUAUAUUUGUCAGCAAAUCGUCCAUAGCAGAAAUGUGGAUUAAACAUAAACAGUCAUCCUUUUCGAACAACGCAUGCGCACGACUAAUUCAGAAUUAAUUUCACUUAGGAAAAUUAGUGUAAAAUUCUCGUUAGUAUUCCCGCUUGUCACGCUUGGGACCUUUUCCACACCAAGGAGAGCAAUUUUGAAACGACAACACUUAUUCACGCUGAAAAAGUAUAUCUCCAACAACACUUUGCAGUAGCGCAAGCUGUUCACUCUAGCAAGCAAAAAUCGCUCAGGUAAAACAUGCUAAUUUCUUUCGACUUACCAAACAUGUUUCUUUGAAUUUAAACAAUGAAAAAGUAAUCAAUCCUAUCUAUAAAUUUAUAACCCAAAGCAAGGAAGCAAAGUCAUUUUACAGUCGAAUAAAGUAUAUUCUCAAACACGUUUACUCAAGUAAAAGCAAAGGCAAUAAUGUUCAUUGGUCUAAAUCAAAAUAGCCAUACGGAUACGUCUUGAACGUCUUCGGGUCUACCAUGCGCUUAUUAAAGACCAAUCUAUAAUUUUUGUACCGAGGAAACGUGUACAGCUCGUAGCGCUUCGCAUUUCGUUCAAUCUGAUAGGUUUUCACCACUUGGGUUUCACGCGGCUGUUCCAGUGGGUGUCGCACUUCUGCCAACACGUUCUUCUUCAUUACGUCAUAAUUUAACUGUUCGUGUCCUUCACUGUUCAAUGAAAUCCGCGCACUUUACAGCAAACUUUCCCUUUUUUAGUUGUGUACCCAUAAUUCUUGGGCCCUCCGGAGACAAUUCUGCAAUGUAGUAAUCUCCAUCGAGCCUACUUCCUACUUCCUAUUCUCCCAAGGAUUGACCGAGCUGAGGAUUGGGUUGACCCGGUUCGCUGACAAACAUAACUGAGUCCGUGUCAAAAUACAGACAGCUUUCUUGCGAUAAUUCUAAGGCUUCGUAGAGAUGUAAUCGCGCCCACCAGGUGGUGAAACAAGCCACAAAAAUAUUCACAUACACCGCUGGCAAAUCAUCUCCGUCUGUUUUCUUGAAGUAGACUUUCACCACAUCGUCCGUCACCACAUUAAUCGAUCCGACAUCGAUUUCGUCCGAGUCCAAAAACUCCGUCAGUUUGCGGUGUUCGGUGAAAUCUUUGAUUCGGGUCUUGUUGAGGGCUUAUCCGAACUUCCCCCACAUGUUGUUCAAAGAAAUCUUCACCACACUUCUUAAUCCAAGAUUAUAUUCCAUCUUGUCUGCUUCGAGCAGGAUCCCCUCAUUUGCAUAAUAAGCUUUGAUGAAGGCCGCUUUCUCUUCCGGUUUUGCGGUCCAGCUCGCUUCUUCGUUAAUCUUUAACCAUGUGUUGAUAUAGUCUCUGAAGAGAGCUGUUGGUCUUUCUGGGAAAUGCCACACUUCAUCGACAGACCACAGGUCGUACCCCAUUUCCAACGAUUUCAUAAUUUCAGGCGUACACCAUGUUCCAUGCAACACGCACUCCUCUUCCGUGUGAUGACACACCGCUAGUUUCUCGUUGAGUGGUUUGGCCAUUUCUUCUUGCACGCCGGCAGAGCUCCCCGAUCGUACCUAGGAUCCUAAAGCCAGUCUUUUUUGCAGUUGAGUACCAGGCCCCGCGAAUUGAUAUCCGCCUGACAAAUGAAACUCUCUGCCCGUUUUGGCUAAAAGUUUUUGAAUAUCCAAUCCUCUACCGCGCCGUCGUCUGAUACGGUUUUUUCGUCGCCCGUGUCUUGCGUGUACUUUUCGUUUGCUCGUCAUAAUCCAAUAUGCGUUUCAAUGGGGUGUUGUUCCAAGGUUCCCAAAUAUAAGCUGCUUUUAUUUUCUUGGAAGAGGGAGCUGAAGGCAAUACGCGUUUUUUACCGGUCACAGCGGAGGCAGGUGUGAACUGAAUGCUUGCCAGUUUGAGCUUGAGUUAAUAGGUUUUUUGAGAGAAGACGUACUUGGGUUAUCCACAGAGGAUGGUGGCCUGAUAGGCGAUAGCGGCAGGGAUGACGCAACGGAACUAGGAGUAACAGGUUCUUUCUUGACCAAUUUUUUGACUAAAUUGAGUAAAGGGCCUGAACUUAAAUCAUUGACUUCAUUGUCCUCCAAACUGAGGGGUAACGCGCUUUUUGUGUCCAAGUAUCUACUUUUUGACGUAAAUCACGUACCAUCGUCGCUUUUAAACCAUCGGGUAAAAUAGAAUUAAGGAUCGCUUCACGGUUGGCCACUUCCUUGGCUGCUUUCGCAAUGAUAUUGUUCUCCGAUAAGGAUUGUUUAUGUUUUUGAAUCAGAGCGUCCAACUCGGACGGGCUAACCAAACACUUUUUUUUCAAAACUCAUGUUGUUUCAAUCCAAUACAGUAAGGACAAAUAAUUACGACAGCUAGAACGUAUGAGGCGUAAGAGGUCUUGUUGCUUUGUCAUGUCAAUCAAUUGUUGUUGUAAUGUGUCAGUGGUUUUUUCCUGACAGGCAUUUUAUCCACCAGUUUGUUUGCUUUGGCUUUCAUGAGCGGGUUAGUAUACGUUUGGAAAAUCUAUUACGUCAUCGCGGGCAAGUCCAAUCUUGUUCAACACACUGUGUCAUAACCGGAACAUGAAUUAGUGACAAUGUUCCAAACAUGCGCUUCCAAAGUUUGCGCGGUGUUUUGAAUACGAGCUAGUGAUGUUAAAACAUGGUUGGGUAUGCAACAGCGCUGACAUUCUAUAGUUAGCACCAUCAAUAACCGUUUCAACACAGACAAAAUAGUUUGAAUUUCUUGCUCCAUCGUUUGUAUCUGUAAACAUGUCUCCGUCUUUUUUUCUAACAUUUCCAAUAAAAUGUUGACGACAUAUAAUAUGGACUCUAUUGUUUGAGACAUGUUAUACAUGUGGUUUUCGGUCCUGCCCAAAAGCCACGACCUAUUUGAUUCAUCAAGAGAGUGCGACGAGCUUUUAUAGAUUGACUCCGUUUACCCAACGUGUGUAACCUAGUGGCAAAAGGUUGUAACUGCUUUUUGGUGUAGUCAACGCCAGUAGACUUAAUGCAUUAAUUUGAUCUGCAUUUGCAUGUUGUAAGCGUUCUUGUCUAAGAUGAUCAUUUUUUUCGCGUAACACGCUUUGUAGAAAAGGACGUUGUCUCUGAAGUGGAUUCGCACUAAACGUUUAUAGUGGCGGACAUUAUCUCAGAUCCCUUUUAUAGCUUGUUUUCCUAAUAAAACCUCUAAUUUAGCAAAGGAGGGAGACGGUCCGCUUAAAAACAUGGCGGCACCUUCUAAAAUUUUAUUCGCAGUCCGAGGCUUACAUCGAUUCAAUGCUCCUACCUUUUGUUGUUUUCUCUUUAAUUUUUUUUAUCCCUUUUUUCGCAAGUUUUACACACGCUACCACUUUAGGUGCAUAUUUGAGACCUCACCGAACUCCUUUCAGUCGCCACAGUUGCAGCGGUAGCGAAAACUCGUCCUCUUACAAGGCGCAAAAUCCGUGAUUAAAUCUUCCACGGUUUGCUGUUUGAUUAAAAAUCCUGUCAAUUCAGUCGGUACAACCCCGCUAGCAAACGUACGUAAUUCUAUUAAGGUUUUUCAUGAUUGGUGUAAGCAAAGCGAGACAUUUCUUCCUUUCGGGCCGUGUUUCGAACAUCAACCCACCGUUUCACCAACACUCCAAGGGUUGUUAGCAAUGUCACCAACCAACUCAACCCUAAAUUAUUGCCAGCAAUCACACCACACAAGGUUAGUAACAAAGCUAUUCCAUUAAAACAGGCGUUGAUUUUCUUAAAAUGUUGAUAAUGUUUGCGACACCAAUAUUGACGAUGGUAAUAACGAAACUACUUUUCCAAUUCAAACAACAUCUCUUUAGGGGAUGGAUUGUGCGAAUAGUUCCAUUCAAUAAAGAGACAAGUAAUUUAGACAUGUAUUUGUUCAUAAACAAUGACGGGAAAAUCUUUGUCUAAGAUAUUAUUCGUCCACAACCGAUAGCGAUCGUCCAAGGCUGGAUGCAAAUCGAGCCAGAAAUAACCAAAAGGUUGCUGUGUCGCUUCUUGAAACAACGUCAACGCUUCUUGCCAAAGACUGGGAAAUGUUUGCAGUAAGACCGUUCUUAUACCUGUUUUGUCUCGUGGAUUUUUAAAGACUGCCAUAUAAUGGGUAUUUCGAUUCACGGUUUUAGCAUAUUUACCGGCCGGAAAAAGAUCUUGGAUCAAAUAACAGACCGUAAUGUUUGAAUGAUGUGAAUGUUUAGUAAAGAUAUCCACUACCAACUCGUCAUUCCCCCAAGAUCGCAUCAAAUCAUCGAUCACUAACAGACCCCUUUGCGUAGGAGUAAACCACGUUUUAAGAUCGUCUAACGUAGGCACCCCUUCACGAAAAUGAACCCCAUCUUGUUUUUUCAUCUCAUCAAACAAAGGCUGAUACGAGCCAUAACAAUAAUGUUGAUUAGGGGGGCACAGUCGAUGAAGCUGACGUAAUAAAUGUUGCGUAAAAUAAGUUUUGCCUCAACCGGAGGCGCCCGUAUUCAGAAUUCGAGUAGGGGCUCGUAUCAUAAUGUUAGUUGGUUUUAGUACAUACAUAAAUGAGCCCCCAUAGGUUAGGAACCUUCUUGAUAAAACUUUCACUAAUACGAUCUCUUAUAUGGCUUUCGGGACAAGUGUGAAAUAAAUAUGUAUGGAAGCCUGUCCAAUCGAACUGUUCAGCAUAUUGUCUCAAUUGUUUAUAAUGAUGAUAACCCCAGGUAUCCCCAAAACAAUCCUGAGGAUUUAUGACUGAAGCCCAAUAUUCCAUUUCUUUUAACAAUUGGAUGGAUUUUUGAACCGUAAGUGUGCACAUGAUAAAAUGAAAAGGGAAGGUGUGAAGACAAGGACUUAUAUACACACAAACGAAAGUUUACACUUUUUUAUUUUGACAUAUCGGACACCCAGGUCUUACAACAAUGUUUUCUAGUAACAAACCUAUUUUAUGAUCAUUGCUUACAAAAUCAUGAGAAGAAAGUUGUUCUAAAAAAUCUUGUAAUGACAAUCCUCUGGCUUUGACUUUUAAAUAAAGCAAAGCAUAAUGCCCACAGGCCGCACUGUUCAUGGCUUGAAUAGGUUGAUUGUUUCCAAUCAAAGUUUUUUUAGGAAUCCAUGCCUGCAAGUCUCUCGCUUCAUACAUGCUGACCGGUAACCCAUAACUAUCCAUGAUUUCACACACUUGAUUCUCCCACCAUAGUCCUAACCAAUGCUUCCCUGCUUCACUUUGAGGAUCUGUAUUCAAAAUAAGCGCUUUUUGACCUCUAGGUUUAGGUAAUUCAUCGGAGGCAUAGACACCUCCAAAGACUCGUUUUAAACAAGGAUCUUGACGCGCUAAAUCCAGUAAUGUUUGGGUGGAUAACGGAACAGUAUCCAUUGUUUAAAUCACACCUCCGCGAUGAUCCACUUCAAUCACUUGUUCAAACUCUCCAAAGACAAUAACUGUUAAAUUCUGGUUGACAGCAGCCGCAAACUCAAUUUCAAUUCUUACAUCACCUGUCUGGGGGGUUUCUAGGGGAUGAGUCGUCAUCGCCUGAAAAAGUGUACAAUAUCUUCCCUGACCUCUAUCUGAAGGUUUAAUCAUGGUGCUACCUCCUUUAAUAGUUUUGGCGAGAGUUAUGAGCAUGCAAUGAUAGCCUGCAUAAUCCUUGGCUUCAUCUGUUCCAUUCAAUUCUAGAGUAGAAUAAGGUCUUUCUUCAUUUCCAAUCAUUUGCUUUAUUCGAGUCAGUCCAAAUUUUUGGAAACAGAUGGGGUAAUACCCUAGAUCCCCAUUAAACGCCUCUGAAAGAACCAACCCCCACAAUGGUACGAUCUGAGGUCCUGCCAGGGAAAAGAUUCGCUUCCUCUCAUCUGGUGGUGUUUCCUGGGAAGGUUAACGUUCUGCUUUCACUGGUCGUGCCCAAAUACUUGAUCCAUUUGCCUUUCACACGAUAUUUGGCCAAACUGUUGUAGAGGGUAGGGUUUAGAAUAGGUCUGGACAAAUAGAGACUCACACUGAUAUCAUCAUUGGUAAGAGAGAUUUGUUUUUUAGCAGCAAUAUUGGUUCCCCACGGGAAGAAAUUAGGACUGUUUAAAUAAAAUUUCAAUCCUUGCUUGACUCCAGGUGCUAACAAUUUUCCUGUAUAAAACAUCGCUAGAUGAAGCCGAAUAAUCAAGGGCACAAGUUCAUUGCCGUUAAAUUUUUGGUGGCGUCUUUCAGAGCAAAGGACUCUGCAUGCUUGUAUCCAGUGUUGGUAAUUUUAUCAUCUGUACCACUUGUUCUGGUUAAGGAGGGUAUUAAUUUGGACUGAUUUGUCGCCCAUUCAAGGCCAUGGUCAUGUUUUUAAAGAUCGAAUGAGCCAAAUUAUUAACUUGGUAGACAUAUUUCGUUGCUGUGUUAUCAGAGGCAGCAUCAUCUCCAUCAGAACGUUCUGGUGUAGUGGCGGCGGUGUUCAGGCGUAGAUCAAUUUGCACAUAACUUUGAGUGGAUUCUAUAAUGAUGGGCCCGACUUCAGCAAUCACAUGUUCUUUUAAUCCACGACCAAACAUAGCUGGCGUGUGGUACCUUCGUAGACUUCCGCCCCGCAUCGGUGAGUGCGUAUGAAACUUAUGUUACGGAACGUUUGGAAUCUUGUGAUCAAGGCCAACUUUUAUACCUGUCUAAACAAGACGGUCAGGAAUGUUUUUCCUUGAUCCAACUCCACCAUAGAACCAUCAUUUUCUCGUAAAUGUGUUUCAGUUGUUUCCAGAUAAUGUUGCAAUCGGCAAGGAACCCUCUGAAUGUGUUUGGGUUCAUAGUAUAGGGUGCCUUGUUGCUGUCUAUUACAAUGGGCUUCCGCUAAAAGAUUUGGCUCUGAACCUAGUCGGAAUACACUAAUAUAAUGGACGAGGGACGAGUUACUGCUUCCUCAAAACAGGGAUUCAGAUUACAAAACACCUAAUCCACCAGCAAGGAAAUUUGAAGCCAUUGAUGUGAACUGACUUGCGUGGUGACCCGCUUUGCAUCUUGUCCCUAAUAAGGAGCGAGUUGUGUUUGAAUAGCGGUUUGCUCACUACUAUCGAAAUGCUGUUUUAAAUUUUUCAUCAUGAGCAUACCAGUGCUGACCUCCAAUAAACUCUGAGGUGUCAUAAACCCUUGACAUCCUAAUUGAAUAUUGCUCCCAACUUCGUGGAUACAAAAUUCAAAGACUAUAGGUUUUUGACUUGUGCUCAAUAGAGCAUUAUGUCUAUGACUAGUCGCGGGCAUACUAAGCGAGUAAAGCGCCACUUCCCAACCAUGCCCAGCCAAAUGUAAGGGGGUCGGUAGGUGUACUUUAAAAGAAUGGUUUUAAUUGUCAAAAUAUUCAGGCGUUUUAUCACUCACUAGUACGACACGUUGCAUGUUUGUAAAAAUGUGGUGUUGAUUGUUGAGGGUCCAUCGAUUUAAAAUUUUCUGAACACGAGAUUCACAAUGGUUUUACCCGCAUCCAAUUGAAGAAAUUCACCAUUGUUUUUCGCAAUUUCAAUUUCAGUCGUUUCCACAAAAUGCGUCCGACACGGUCUUUCACAAUACACUUCUCUCAACAAGUUAGGUUUCUGCUCUCCCAUUAUUUGACUUUGUAGUAAAUCAGAUUAGACUAAAGAGACGGUAGAGACUUGGGACACGGCUCUUUGAAACAGGCAUCUAAAUUUCGAAAGACCCAUUCCAUGGUAAGGGAAAGAUAGAAAUAAUUGCUCAACACUUUGUAGACUUGUUGUCGUCCAAAUUCUGUCCGUUGAACUCCGUUAUUUUGAUUAGUGGUGUCUUCAUAAGGUAAACGAAAAUAACAGUUUUCUUCCACUGGUCUGUAUGUGUUAUUUGUUACUUCAAACUACCCCAUUUUAACAGCAAAAUGUUCUUCAAUACGAAAUUCUAACCCACAAGCCUUUAUUUGGUUAUAGCUUUUACAGUGGAGUAUAAAUUCAUCCCUAUUCCAUCGGGCAGUAAUAGUAUCACUUGGGAAAGAAUAAUAUUGUCUACCCCUACUUGAAGGCGCAAAGUUUUGAUUCACUAAAUGUUGUUCGCUAUCGAUACGAUGUUUUAAGAUCGUCAUUAAAUGAAUGCCACUGGUUGCGAUACGGGCUUCUUGAUUCGGGAUAUAACCUUCCCAUUGUAAUACUUGAUUGUCGCUGAGUUGUCGACUACACCUUGUGAAUUGAAGCGGCCAUGUCACAUCAUCGUUGUGCAAUCUGAAGGUGUCUCUAUCAUGACAGUUUGGGAAAGUGAUAGAAUGCAAGGCCAUUUCCCACGUUCCGUUCUCUAACUGUAGGGGGGCUGGAAAACGUACUUUAAAAUGGUUCUUCUUGUUAUCGGGAGAUUCAGGAGUCGUACUAUUUUCUAACACAACACGUAACAUUUUUAUAUUAAAAAUGAUCUUUUAUACAACUGAGUCACUUUUAUUUAUACAAGAUCUGAUUUUGAAUCAAUGAAUCGUCAUCCCUACUAAAUCCCUUCCAGCGCACUUUGAGUUGAUGGCCUUUUCGCGCCAAGACUUUUUCAACCCGGAAUAAUUGAUCGUCUAUGUUGUGGUUCAAUUUUAUCCUUGGUUGAAAUUAUAUUUUCGUUUGUUUCAAACCCAUUAUCGUAUAUUACCAUACCCAAAAACAAAGGGAAAUAAAAUUUAAACCAAAGACAAAAUUGAACCACAACAUCUACAUUCACUUUCUGUAAUUCUCGUUUCUAAAAACUACCUUGAAUAGGGGUCCCGUUCCAUUCUGUAAUCUCUUAGGUACUGACCACCCCAGGAAUCACUUGACUAACUAAAAAGACUUCCUCGGUCCAUUGUGGCAAAUAGGAUUUAUCAAACACUUUUUGUUUUUUACUCAAUCGCACACGAUCCCCCACUUGAAAGAUAGGUUUUUGUCGCUUGGCCUUGAUCCGUUUUCCAUACAAAUUCAGCCACACUUGUCGUUCAUUCUUAGCAUUCACAUCUUUGGACGACAUUUUAAUACUUCGAUGAGUGGUAGAAUUAUAGCCUUUUACAAGAGCCGGUAAAACGUCUAAAUAAUGCAGUGUAUCAGCGGCAAUGAGAUAGCGGUAUAAGCGUUGUUUAAAUGUACGAUUGAACCGUUCCACGACAGCGGCUUUGGUGUCUCCUUUGGUAGAAAGUAAAUGAAUCUGAUGUUUUUUCAACAAGGCUCUAAAUGUUGCGUUUUUGAACUCAUGGCCGUUGUCGCUUUGAAUCGUCAAAGGAAUUUGUCCACUCUGUUUUAAUGCCUUAGCAAAAGCUUUGGUGACUUCUUCCGGAGACUUGUUUCUCAAAGGUACUACCCAAGCAAAUUUCGAAAGAACAUCAUUGACGCUUAAUAAAUAACGGGUCGUUUUAUUCCAUUUGGCCAGCUGACCCACUUCCAUUAAAUCAAAAACACACUGCUGAUUGAUAGAUAACACCAUCACAGGUUCCGUAGGAUAAUGGAGGCGGCGAGGCUUAUGCAACGUAUAACUCGGUAGUGAUUGCAAUAGUUGUUGCGCUUCUCGGGUGGAGAGUUUGUUUGCUUUCGCAAAGGGUCGAACCCCACCCAGACUUCCUGCUUGUUUCGGGUUUUCGUACUUCUGUUGACUUGAUUUCAUGGUGUGAUACAAUGACAGAUGAAUCCUUAUAGUCUGUUUUUAUACGUACAGCCAAAAGAGAAGGAAUCUGGUCGAGAAAAGAAUGUUGUAGAAUCAAAAACCAUAGAUAGCCUGCUUGAUACCCAUGACUCCUCCUCAACCAAUUGAUAUACACGAUAAAUUGUCCCUUAUUUGAUACACCCGUGGCUUGAAAUAGUUGUAUGGGGCAAUAACGUGCAGGAGGUAUCUUUAAUCCUUCAUCUUGAGCUACCCAUGUAAAGAUUCCCCAAAGAAUAUAAGACCUCAUAUUGAUUUAAAAUGUGUUUAUUACGGAUCAAAAACAACCCUAUUUAUAACAAACCGUUUUUUUUUUUUAUUUUAAGCUCUGACAUCGUUGUAUUUUAUCACUUUUAAUGUAUUAAAAACGUGCAGGUUCAAACAAGUUACGUCUAGAGUAAACUAAUUCUAUGCAUUGCUCUCGGCCCGUUUCUUCUCCGAAAUCACCAAAGUGAACGGUUUGAGCUUCUUUAUCCGUAGCUUGUUCUUCUAUUGUUCUGUAAAAAGAACAACGGCUGGAAGUAGGUUGGACUUCUUUUUCCAGUAAGAAAUGGUCAAUCAGACGUUUCCGGUGUCUUUAGGCUUCCGCAAACUGACCGCAUUCCUGUGCAUACUUCAUAUAAUACCCCUUUAAGGCUUGCUAGGCUACAGGAGUUCUACCGAGACCUUUUUUGAUGCUCAUAAGCGGGACGCAUGCAUUCUUGAAAUCUAAGCCCUUGGAAAUGAUCUGGACUACAGAUUGAAUUUAUACAAUUCUCUACAACCACGAAUCCUUCUUCUCGUAAGGGCACUUUGAAUUCUUCAAUGGGUGGGAAACAGAAUAAACCACUGUCCACAGCAGGUACUGUCUUCGGUUCUUUAGAACUCAUGGAGAUAGGUUGUAAUAAUUCUUUGUCUUUAGGAUGAAGAGAGCUGUCCACCCAUUGGAAAAAUCGACUGUUUCCAUCUAGUGAGGUGAGAAGCACUCUGUUCUUGUUUUUGGCAGUCCGGCUCAUUCUCAGGACGGUUUGGGUGCCAUCCACAUCUUUCAACUGGUUCCAUUGGCCUCGUACUUCUGGAUGAGUGUAAUUAUUACAGAAUUUGAGUAUUUCUAAUAUACUUCCUCCCUCAGCAAAGAUGUGACUGGGGGCAAUAAAAAUACCCUUUUAAAUUCUCUUCACGUUCAAGGUUUCUUGCGGGUAAAAUGGACAGAGAAGGAGUGAAUAACUAAGAAAGAGAAGUCCAAAGACUACUGCAAAGCUGAUUCAAAACAACGUGUAUUGUUUUUUAUAACAACAUUUCGGCUGGCCAUACCAGCCUUCUUCAGGUUUUCAGAUAUUACUGAACUUAUCCGGCAAUAACAACAUUAUAUAGAUGGAGAAUGUUGCAAUAAAAGGAAGAGGCGGAAAUGACGUACAACAUAAAAAUACUAAGGAUAUGGAUUACAAUAAUUCGUCACGGCGGUUUAGGCCAUGAGGUUCAAGAGUCAUGGCCUUAUCUAUCAAAUGCGACUCCCUGGCCUUACGAACUGAGUCACGUGAAGAAUGAAUUUUCUCUAGUGGGAUUAACUGCAUGUCAGUAUGAGAAUGGCUAGAGUGAGAGAAAAAGUGUUCAGAAACAGUAGUGGGUUUAGAUUUAAUGUUAGAUUUGUCGGCUGCACGUCUGUGUUCGUUAAAUCUGUCCUUGAUACGUCGCUUAGUUUCACCUAUAUAUUGUAAACUACAAGGGUUACAUUGAACCAUGUAGAUCACAUUUUUAGUGUUACAAGUAAUGUGUGAAGUGAUGGAGCGUCUUUUACCUGUAGCGUAAAAGGUAUAACUUGUGAGGCCGUUAGUAAUGUAUGGACAAGUGGCACAAUUCUGUCCACAACGGAAGGAGCCUGGCGGAAAAUGAUUGGUGAAGAUAACGGGUAGUUGUGCUUUAACUAAGAGGUCACGAAGAUUAGAGCUACGUCUGUAAGCAACAAAAGGCGGUUGCUUGAAGACGUCUUUGCAACGGUUAGAGGAAUGUAAGAUGUUAAAAUGUUUGCGUAGGGUAUUAGAAAUGGGUGGAAGUGCUGGGUUAUAUGUGACAACAAAUGGUACAACAUCGUUAGAAGCUUUGGGUUUAGUCUGUAACGCGUUAGUACGAGAAAUAUUAGCAGCGCGUAGGAACUGUUUUUCUAGGAAAUUAUUAUUAUAACCACGAGCAAGGAGAUAUGUUUUAAGUUUAAUGCGAUGUUUAAACUUAGCGUCUGUAGAGCAGAUACGGCGGAGGCGGAGGGCUAAGCGGAACGGAAUGGCUUUCUUAGUGUGGUGAGGAUGACAUGAUGAGCUGAGAAGGUGCUGAUGUUUAUCAGUGGGUUUAGUAAAUAGAUCAGUUUCAAUUAUACCGUUAUGUAGAGACACGAUGACGUCGAGAAAAAGAACGUUAGUAAGUGAGCGACAGCUAGUGAACUUAAUAGUGGGAUGAAUGUUAUUGAGAUAAUCGACGAAUAUUUUCGAUCCGAACCUUCUGUCCAGAUCAUGAAAAUAUCAUCGAUAUAUCUCCACCAUGUGUGAGGCUGCCAAGAGGCGUUAGUGAGAGCGUUGGUUUCGAACAUACCAAGAAAAAGGUUAGCAAACGAAGGAGCCAUUUUAGUACCCAUAGCAGUACCAUGGAUUUGAAGAUAAUGCUGUUGGUUAAAUGUGAAAUUAUUCAUGGUGAGAAUCAUGCGUAAGAGAUCACAUAGUGUCUCUGUGGGGAUGUGUUUGUUAGGGCGGGUAUCAAGAAAAUGACGGCAUGCAUCAAUUCCUUGAUUGAGUGGAAUGUUGGUGUAGAGCGAUGACACAUCAAGAGUUACAAGAAUAGCGUUGUUAGGUAGGUUACCGAGGUUAGAAAGUUUAUUAAGGAAGUCAGUAGUGUCUUUAAUGUGUGAAUCCAAGGGACUAGUGCACCCCCUCCUAAAAAAAAUCCUGGAUCCGCCCCUGGGAUGUCAUGUUUAAUGGCGUCUACGUACGUGUUAAGUGCAGGGUCUCGAUCAGUAGGAGGCGUCCAUGAGCUUUUGUUAUCAAAUGGGUUGUGUUCGAUAGGUUGAGUGCUGUUAUUGUGAUCAUGAAAAUAUUAUUUUAAACGCAUGCGUCGCGUGAAGUCGUUAAUAUCAGCAGAUAAUUCUGCCAAAUUUAUACGUUUAGGUGUGGCGCAAAAGGUUAAGCCGCGACCGAGGACCAAUAAUUCGUCAUUAGAAAGUGGAGUUUGGGACAAAUUAAUAACAGAGGUGGUGUCGAGAUUAGUGGUUUUAUGGGUUUUACGAGGUUUGCGUUUACGGCGAUUGCGUGUUUUGCCAGCCUGUGUAGGUACGGUGGGUGAGGGUGUAGGUGUGUUAUUGUUAGGGCGUGAUGUUUGGUUAGUGAGGUGAUUUUUGUGAGCACGUCACGUCCAAGGCCAUUCUGCGUUACAAUGUUCUGCUAAACGGUUCUUGUAAAAUGUCAGUUCCUUUCGUAAAUGUUUGAUCUUUCUUCUCCAUUCCUUGGUCAGCAGGAUAAGGUGUCUGCGGGCGGUAAGGCGGCAAAUGUUUCUCCAUUGUUUAUAGAACCAAAAGUUAUUAGUGUCAAAGGCUGGAAUGCAUCGCGGUAGUAAGCUUUUAGGUAUAAUGUUGUUAGCAGAGUAGAAAUCAUAAUUCUUUACAUGGUGCGGAUAACGGAUUAGCUUGAGUUGAAUCCGUUUGGUAGUGUUGAAGAGGCUUGAAAACUGAGGUGUAGAAGGUGUUGUGGGGCCAGGAUUUGAUUCAAUAUCCAUGCAGAUAGCAUCGAGUGACGAGAUGCAAAAGAUCACGGUAAGAAAAAUCAUGACCCAAGAGAGUUUCGUGGAGGGAGCAUAAUGUUUCGCACAAUUUCCUAGCGUAGGUGUGCAGUGACUGCUGGCGGCUUUCGGCGAAAAAACACCAAUGCAGAGUCUCCAUGAAAUAAUAUUGAUGCCCAUGAUGAUUUGAUGGCAGCAGGAAAAACGGAUCUGUUGAAGACCUACGGCUUAAAAUGUUUUUGCAGUUUAUUUAAUCCUUUAUUAAGGAGUGAAUAGGCUCCUGCUGGUUCUGCUGGAGUAGGUGGUUCUGUGGGAGAAGGACCGGGGAGGGGCUCUCUCUGAAUCCCUUGAUCAAGGGUCUUCUCUGUUUGGGUAGCCUUAACCAUUGUUCGUGCUGCUUGAAUCAUGUGGUUUAAUGCUUCUUCCAUUUCCAAGCCUUCUUUCUUCUUUUUCUUAACUGCUUGACAGGUUGACUGAGAGCAAUAAAAAUACCCUUUUAAAUUCUCUUUACGUUUGAACUUCAAGCUAUCUUGCGGAUGAAAUGGACAGACAAGGAGUGAAUAGGCGUCUGCUGGAUCUGCUGGAGUAGGUGGUUCUGUGGGAGAAGGACUGGGGAGAGACUGUCUGAAUCCCUUGAUCAAUGGUCUUCUCUGUUUAGGUAGCCUCAACCAUGGUUCGUGCUGCUUGAAUCAUGUGGUUCAAUGCUUCUUCCAUUUCCAAGUCUUCUUUCUUCUUUUUCUUAGCUGCUUCUGUCUUCUCAGAGAUGUCACGUUUUUUAACCAUCUUGGUGUUUUGAUACUCUACGGUAACGUCGCGAUUUUUGUAGCGAUGCCCUAUUGUGUAUAAAACCAGUUACACCUGCUUUACUUGUUUUUUUCUACUUGCCCAAACCUGCUUUAUGACGUCAUGCACAAUGCCCUUGCCCAAACUUGUCCUAUGAUGAUAAAAGCCAAGUGGUUACUUUAUUGGCGCUACAAAUAUGACAUGUUCCACUUGUCUCCUAGCUUCAGGCUAUUCACAAGAUUAUUUUCAAUAAAAUUUCCCUUUGGUGAAUGUGUUAUUCAUCGCUUUCGAUUUAUUUUUUUUUUUAACUCAAGGAUAUCCAGGAUCUUUUACAGCAAAAGUUUACCUAUCCUAAACUACAAUUGUGUGAUUAUUGUAGGCGAGCCCAUUAUUUACUAUGGCUGAAAAAACGACUACCCUUCUUUAUUGUUUUGGACGAAGCCAGAAAAUGAAUCGUAUGGCGGAAACGUAUGGAACAGAUAUUGGACUAUGUUCUCUGUGAGUAUUGUGAAGAACCAAUGCAUGAAGCUUAUACGAAAGGAGACGUAUUGAGUUAUGUUUCUGAUCGCUGUAAUACAGAAAAUGUUUCCGGUAUGAGGUGUCGUGAUUCCAGCAAUAUUUUUCAGGACACAGACUGUGAAGAAGGAAAUGAUCGCUAUCCCUUACCAAUUGAUCAAGUGGCUAAACUAAAGGAAGAGAAUGAACGGUUGAAAAUAUAGAACCAGUUUUUUGGUUAUUAACUUUAACCAUAGUUGGUCCUAAAGGAACCGUCGGUAGCUCCUAAAAAGAGCUGUUAAUUUAUUUUUCCAGAAAGGCGAGCAUUUCGAUCAGGCGAUUCUGUUCAGCUAUACACUUUCUCAACAGGAGUUCUCUUGAAUGCUUCAAAUGUUUAUUAUGGACUCCUGCCAGGAAAUUUCUAUCUUACCGUACCUUUCCAACGAGGGGCCGCUUGGAUUCUACGGGUGUAGAAUCCACCAAACUAUUGCCGGGUAGAUCUCACUCGACUUCUUGAAGGGCUUUUUCCAGGAUAGCUUCCAUGAUGAACAUCUGAUGAGUAGAGAUGCUCUUAGUCUCUUUUUAUAGUGUUUCAUUUGCAUGCGGUACAUGGUAGUAAAUGAGACAGCCGCGUGAACCAUGAAGUCGGUGCGCCAAGGUAAAAAUACUUCAUCGCUACUUCACCGCUUUGACGGUAAAAACUCCGUCGGCAACGUUUAUUAGCUUUUUACCGCUCUGUUUGGGACGGUAAAUUUGAUAUCUAAACAAACUAUCACUUCAAAAAGUAAGUUGUUUAUAUGUUUUUGAUCAGAGCGUUUGAGAAGAUAUUUUUUCGAGUGAAAAAAAUGACUUUAACUCCUUGCUUUGGCGUUGUUUGAAUUCAAAGAAAGUGGUUGUUAAGUCGAAGGAAUUAGCAUGUUUUGCCUGAGUGAUUUUUGCUUGCUAUAGUGAAUUGCUUGCUUGCGUUGCUGUGUGAACCACUUUUGAUUUGAAAAUAUACUUUUUCAGCAUGAAUUAGCGUUGUUAUUUCAAUUGCUCUCCUUGGUGUGGAAUAAGUCUCAAGCGUGACAAGCGGUAAUACUAGCGAGAAUUUUACACUUAUUUUCCUAAGUGACAUUAAUUCUUAAUUGGUCGUGCGCAUGCGUUGUUCGAAAAGGAUGACUGUGUAUGUUUGUCCCACAUGUCUGCCAUGAACGAUUUGUUGACAAAUAUAAACCCGUUCUACCAUGACUACUAUUGACUGAGUUUCCGAACAUAGAAAUACCGUUUUUGUUCCGAUUAGCACACGAACCCUCACCUGACUAUAGCUCGGAGAAAAACCCUGACUCACCCUAUAACACGAACCUUAACCCUAAGUAUGCGAAUCAUGCGCGGUAUUACCUUUCUCACGCUUUUACUGGAACAACCAAAACUUUCUGUACCAUUUGUUUGGAUUACCAGUGCCAGGAUUCCUCUCGAGAGAAAGCGUGAAAUUUGCUGGUAUUUUGUAAAUGGCACAAUACAAUCCAAUUCCUGUUUCGAUGCAAAAAUAUUAGCAGUACCAUUUGACGGAAAAUUUUCACCGAAAUUUCCGUAUAAAUGGUAAGCGCUCGAGAUUAAAAGGGCCAACAUGGCCAGCGUGGGACAGCUGUGAACCAGCAAUACCCAACAAAUCACACUCGAAAUAUUUCUUAACAAACCGACAAAGACAAGACAAAACUGGCAGCUUUUCCUCUCGUGUUUUGUUCCGGCUUUGUUUUAUAGGUGCUUACAUCCGGGGUUUACAUCCGAUUUAACAUCUUUCUCUCCCUUAACUAAUUUUACAUCUUCAGGAACUUUCGCACUAGGAAAAUAUCUCUCACUUGUUUUCUUUAAAAAGGAAUCUGAUGUUUGGAGGACAUCGGCUCCUUUUUUUACCGUUCUUCACAUAUAGAUAACUUUAAGGUGACCCGAACCUAUUUACAUGCGCUUUCGUUAUGUUUUUGUAUGGCGUUUUCGGUAGGAAUGAUUUAACCGAUGUCCAUGAUUUUUGGCAUCCUUAUUAACGAGUGGUCGAACUUGCUUAACUUUUUUUAAAGCAUAUGCCGAUAUCUCAAACGUUUCUAUACCUAUAAGAAAAUAAAUAGCAUUUUCUUAAAGUUCAACUAUUCUUUAUUAACGAUGCCAAAAAUCAUAGAAAUCGGUUUAAUCAUUCCUGCCGAAAAGCCCGAUUCAAAAACAUAACCAACGCGCAAAUAAAUAGGUUCGCACCACCUUAAAGGUGAAUUCGAUGGGAAUAGUUGAUGCUCAUUAUCAUUAGGUUCUUCGCAUGCGACAGAACUUCGUGUGUUGAUAUAUUUCCUUAUGUUGUUUUUUUAAGGCUAGUGGUGCAACUGCCAUAAGAGCAUUGUUUACCCUGCUGAACAAGGAAAACAAACCUGUUAUAUUGCUUGGACCAUCCAACACAGCUGCCCUGGAACCCGUUGCAGAGUCGGCAAAACUAUGGAAACUGGUUCAGGUUUGGACAUCAACUUUAUUGUUAUCAUCACGGAUGUUAAUGUUUUCUGUGAUGAGGCAAAAUGAAUAAAAUAAUCAAUCAGUAGAUGCUUCCCUCUAAUGUUCCCAUUAUGAUACUUGGGGUACUUUGAGUGCAGUGAGAUAAACGAGCAAGAUUUUCUUAUUUAUUUCUCUAUUGAUUGAUUCAUUUUACUAUUACGCUGGAGUACGAGAAUAGUUCGUCUUCGGCUCGCAAAUGUAAACGCCAAUACAGAUAUCCCGCUUUAGAGCGUUUUCACAUGACUUCACGGCGACGAUAUUGGUGUUCCAGAACAAUGAAACGGCGGCCAUGUUAGUGUUCCAAAGCAGUCCUCUGCGAGUUGACUUCGUUCCUCGCGCAAGCGCAUUCUUUUGUAAUUCCAGUAAAUUUGCAUAGAUGCUGUUCACGUGAGUGAAGACGCUCUGUGUAUUGUCGUAUUCUUUAUAAAUCAUUAGUUAGGUUAUUUUAGUUAUUUUAUGUUGUAAGAACAGAGUCAUACGCUCCGGUCGUUUCUGCGGGUAAUCGCUCUUGCAAAAGCAAAAAGGCGUUAAAUUAAGAUUUCCUUCUUCCCGUCUUUCAGGUUUCUUAUGCAUCAGGUUCGCCAAAAUUUGAAAGCAGGCGGAUUUACCCGAACACGUACCGUGCAGCUCCGUCCUCGGCUUCAUUUAGCAAAGCAAAGGCUGCCUUCAUAAAGUACUUUGGAUGGAAGAGAGUAGCCAUACUGCACCAAUACGAUCCAGAAUUUUUUUCUCCUGUACAGUACUAUUUUUUGUUUUAAUGUUUUACGUAAAUUUCGAUUGUAAGUAUGGACGUUAAGUUUCCACAGUAAGUGCACUACUGCUUUUUAACUGUGCAGCGUGAAAGCAGAAUUGGCAUUUCAACGGUUUUCUCCUUACACCUGCCUUGCAAAUACUAUUUCCUGGCGCAGCUCUUCCAUUAUGCACUAUGUACAGAGCCAAGAAAGUACAAUUUAGCAGCCAACGAUUCUACGAUACGACUCAGCCAAUAGUUCAUGACAGUCGUAAGAACGAGGAAUAUUUGAUGUACAAGAUGCAAUAUGUGCAGUAGAGUGUACCAAGCUCCACUAGGUUUCUAUAAUGCCAUUAUCCCGACGAAACAAUUCACUCAACGCGGCAAUUUCGACGCUUUUUAUCGGGUAAUCUCGGUACCUAACAUACGGUCUACAGGGGGAAGAUUCUCUUAUCUUCAGAGACCCAGCAAACGAUACACAUUUAGUUCCAACAACUGCGCGGCAUAGUUGAGGAAAAUGCAUUGGAUUUGUAUAGAUUUACAUGCAGCUCAUACUGGACCUCUGGUCUUUACAAGUUUUUCUCCUGAGAGCACUACCUCGUAAAAUCGUCCAGCCCCAAAUUCUUAAUUAUAAUCCCGACUUACGUUCCUUUUUUUUUUCUCCUUUUAAACUCUAAUGCUCUCAAGGCAGACUUGGACUAGACGCAUAAGAUGGGACAAACCAAAAUAAACCAUACACAUCGACCCAUUGUCUGUCUGACUAACUGACUGAUUUAUUUAUUGUUUUGUUUGCUUGUUUUUUGCACAGACAGUGGAUAAGUUGAAGAUCGCACUUGUGAAGAGCAACAUUAGCAUCAUUGCAAUUGAAGGUUUUGAAGAGCUCGGCGAUGUCAGUUUUCAGAUGGAAAAACUCAAGGUUAUUGAACUCCUAGUCAUCAGUUAUUCAUUUUAGUUAUUUUUUACAUUUUCUGGCUCUAGAUUGCCACUGCCUCUUAGCUUCUUCUCAAAGCUGGUGUCUUUUUCCUUUUUUAAUUAGAAAUUGGAUGCUAGAAUAAUUAUCGGAGAGUUCAGCCACGUCGGUGCAAGGAAUGUUUUCUGUGAAGUAAGUAAUGAAACAAAGCAGAGAAUGAGCUUUAUCCUGAUUUCUAUUUUCAGUCUUCAAUGCUGACCUGACUUGACUCAUGACUCGUUGACUCUAGCCUGCGUUGCCGAGACAGACUUGUCACUAGAGUUCUCUAUCUGUGUCUCGAAUCGGGAAAAUAGACUGUCUGCAACGCAGGCUAGUUGACCCACGUGACUAUUAAAACAAAAUUUCUCGCAUUAAUGCCCACGAUUUAUCAUGUUUUGUCCUUCUCAGACCUUUUAACGGUAUAAAACGAAAAAGUAAAGAGCUAUGAUGUUUUGUCUUUUUUUCUGAAAAAACUAAAACCUUCAUUUAGCUGUGUUACAUAAAACUCUAACUCAUGAAAUUUUUAUAAUGCAGGCCUUCAAAAGGAAGAUGUAUGGACCGAAUUAUGCUUGGAUAAUAUUUGGUGAAUUCAGCCCUACAAAAAUUUUCGCUGAUGACUGGAAACUUCGAAACAGUGUUUUGAGAGAUUGUUCAAGUAACGAGCUAAAGGAAGCAACAAAUGGUUACAUUUCCACCAUCAAGCUGGACAUUCGUAAGGACAAUAACCAAACCAUAUCCGGCUUGGUACGUUGACUAGUACGUUGAUAGAGGACAUUAACUAUUGCGUAAACGUUUCCCUUGCUUUGCGGCACUGUAGCUUUGAAGGGUGAAUUCUGCAGGUACGAACACCAUCAUGUUACAUAAAUGCAGUGUUUCUUUGUUGGCACCGCUUUUCGCUCAAAGGACGGUGGGAUGUUAUUGAGAAGACUACCUUUUCAAGUUCUAGCUUUCUUUGCAUUCAAAAAAACAGAACUUUCCUAAUAAAACACCAGUUCUGGGACGCCAUUUUUUUUCCUGUUGUUGUCGUUAUCAUUGUCACAUUAACGUUACUUUUUCAUGUUUCUUAAGACGUCUGAAAGAUUCUGGUGGCAGAUGAGGCAACUGAACGAGCACAACAAUCUGAGAAAGGACUCUGCGUACGCCUUCGAUUCAGCAUGGGUAAUAGCCAUGGCACUGGAUUCCGCUUUUGCUAAAGGGAUGAAAUAUGAGAAGCUUUUAAACCGAAAAUUCAAGCACGUUGCAGCGAUAAGAAGUGGUAUUCAAAACAUAAACUUCGCGGGAUUAACUGUAAGUAUAACCUACGAUAACAUGACAGAUUUUGAAUUAAGCGUUUUAUCAAUAAGCAUUAUGCUACACGUUCUUUAAAGACACAGAAACAGAAAAAUUGUUUUGCGUGCAGGCAAAAGCUGCUUUUAAAUAAUAAUAUUCUUCAGUUGUUCUUAAAGAUUCUAGUACAUUUAAGAUAGAAUUUAGUAUUUUUUGUUGUACAGGGGCCUGUAGGUUUUGAUGAAAACAGAGAAAGAGUUGGAACAGUUCUUAUUAAGCAAAAUAGAGAAGGUAAGCUGCUCUGUAAGGAUAAUGGUUUCUUGUAGGAAAAGUGCUUGGAAGAAGAAUUUCCUGUAAAAACGACAAGAUGAGUUAUGAAGAAAUACAUUUGCAUCUGCAUUUGUCUCAAAAAAGGCACCAUUUUGUCAAAAUAGAAGUUGCAGUUGCAGUUGUCUCAAAAAAGGCACCAUUUUGUCAAAAUAGAAGUUGCAGUUGCAGUUGUCUCCCAAAAUAACAAACACAUUGAAAAUACAUUAACUUACAGGACGUUACGAGAAGACUUAUAAUGUGCAUUUAAAAAAAAUUCUAUAAAAUAUUUUUUAUACAUAUUUUUUUCUCAUUGUAAUAUUUAUAAUCAUAGUCGUUUCAGUUUAAGUUUUAGUUGAUUGCCAGCACGUUAUGUGAAUAACAGGUAAGGUUUUUGUUGUCCUUUUUUAGGAAACGAAACUAAGAUUGGUCAACAUUUCACCUCCUCCGACGAACUCCAUCUAUUUGAAUCUGAGCGAAAUAAGAUAUGGGAAGGUAAUAAAUGUUUCCGUUGCACUUCAAUGUCUUAUCAAAAUAUCGAAAUUGCAGUCACUGAUGAUGACGACGAUAAUGAUGAUGUAAUGACAAUAAUGAUAAUGAUGAUGAUGAUAACAUUGACGUUGGUGAUUUAAUAGAUCUAUUUGUACCCAAUUAAAAUCUCCCGGGGAUAAGAUUCUUUGUAUAUUGCAUUUGCAUUGUAAUGUGGCAUUCACAUUUAAAUGAUAUGGAAAUUCCUGAAACAAAACGUUUUAUUCCCAAAGGGUUUGAAUUGGGUACAACAUUGAGUUAGCCGAAUAGGUAUAUGAAUAAUCGAUUAACAUGUCGGUAGAUUCUGUUGGAAAUAACCGAAGCUGAUAUAGUGUACACUCCCUCGAGUGCCUUUUUAUUAUUGAAGCGCCUUCCACUUGCCACGUCGUCUGGUGUCCUGUUUAGUUCCUUGAACAAUCUGCAACUCUAAUUACAUUCUAUAAUUUAUUCAUCUGAUGUUCAGUAUUCUUUGCUGUCUCUCCAGUUAAAUGUACACAUGAGUUUAGGACACAGUCCGUUCAGAGUCAACGAUAAUAUGCAUGAGCAUAUGGGCUCCCCCAAAUUUAGGACUACUCAGAUUUUUUGGGCAGCAAGGGAAAUUUGGGCAAAGUCAGUUUUUAAAGAUCCGAAAACCUACCAUGACAGCAGAGCUUUAAUGACCGCCAUUUGUGACUUGGAGUUUAUCUUCGGACUGUGUGUGCUGAAAGUAAUCCUGAGCAACAAUAGUAGUCUGUGCAAGGUUGGGAUUGUGAGAAUUCUGUCAGAUGUGCCAUUUUCCAGGGAGGGAGAGAUUUACUAGAUCUUACUAGACGUCGCUUAAACUCUCUCCAACUAAGUUUAUAACAUUGUUACUGGCCAAAGACGUUUCUGUUGCGUGCCCAUAUAUAGUACUACUCGAAUUUUGUUAGAAACGGCCUUUAUCUAUGGAUAAUCAGUUGCUGACCUGCAGCUUGAGCUGGGGCUAUGAACGCCUGCUACGGUGAGAUUUCUCUAAUUUCAAGCAUUGUUCUAAGCAAUUACUUAAUGCCAAAGUAAGCAGAGUAAAGGUCUCCAUUGUUCCAUGUUACAAAAAACGCGGUCCGGUGGUUUUGGUUUUGGACUCUUUUUGAUUUCAUCUUUUGCAUUCCUUCUUCAGACAAUCGACCACCGAAGGAUCACACCAGCAGAAAAAUUGAGCUGAUGAUGAGUCCCUUACCACUUAUCGUCAUAAUGUGGUUCAUGGCAGCGAUCGGCAUCAUCUGCUCGUUGAGCUUUCUAUAUUUUAACAUUAGUAAAAGCAAAAACAGGUAGGACUUUAACCUUGCUGUUUCUGACCUUAUCCAAUACAAAACAUAUUCUCAAGCAAAAGCCUUUUUAAAUGGUUUCCGAUCUCUAACCACAUCUUGCAUUAAAUAUAGGAGCUCUUUGCUUAUUAACUUAUUUUGAUUUUUUCAUUUUGUCAGGAUAAUCAAGAUGUCGUCGCCUAAACUUAACAAUAUUAUUAUUGUGGGAUGCAUCUUGUGCUACGCCUCCAUUGUUUUGUUGGGUUUGGAUGCGAGGUUUCUCGAUUUGCAAGGUUAUGGUAUCAACUGCAACGUAAGGAAAUUUGGUCCAAGAAAAUCAGUCAUAAAGUAGAAAACAUAUUCUGCAAUGCGGGAAUCUGUCUUCACGAUGCAUAAUGUGAUUGUUAAUUUUGACGUUUAGAAGAGAGCGGCUCGCAUAUGAUCCCCUUUGAAAUUGCUUUUACAGCCCGCUUAUUAGAAUUUUCAUCUCGACCGUGUUUCGAACGGACUGAGUAAAAUCAAACGGAAAGAAGUAUCAAUUGAAGUACUAAUCUGAAUGAAUGGUUUGUACUAAUCAUCAGGUUAUGAAGCUUUCAUAGUUUUAAAAUUUUGCAUCGGUUUUUUUGCUUACUAACAGGUGAAUACUUCAGUAUUCUCUAUUGGAUUUUCUCUAUCAUUUGGUGCUAUGUUCAGUAAGACUUGGAGAGUAAACAAGAUAUUUACCGCAGCCACGGUUAACAAGAAAAUGGUACGAUGAUGGUAUGAUGUGGGAAACAUUUAUCUUCCACCCUUCUCGAGCGCUCAGACGUUUUCUCAAUCGGGCAGAUUUGAGUAUACAUACUUCAUAGUUAACGGGCGGCGCUUCUCAAGUGUCGAAUGCAUUAUAAGUUACCUUUAGGGUCCUGUGGGAUUCAUAAUCGAUGCAAGAUAUGUGUUUCAGUUUCAAAGCGCUUAUACUAUCGUUUUUAAAGAUAUAUAUCAGACGCGGAUCUAUGAUUAAACGAGUGCCGAAGGCGCACGCUUCUAGGGUAUCCCGGGGGCAUACUCCCCCGCGAAAGUUUUUGGAUUUUAACUCCCUAAAGUCCCUAUUUCCUGGGUUUCUGAGUCCUUCAGACGGGAUAUUUCACAAGUGAUUUUCCAGCUGAAAAUCUCAUGGCGUGUCUUAUGCCCGGAAAUUGGGAAAAAACAUUUUCUAAACCAUUUUCCAGAUUUCAACUUGGAAAGUUUUUUUAUAAUAAAGUAUAUUUAUUAUGAAAAAUCUGACCGAUUUCCGUAAAACGGUAGCCUGCGAACGGCAGACGUUUCUUCUCGCUCAUCGCCGCUGAGGGACGUUUCGCGAAGAGGAAAGACGUUCCUCCUCGCGAAACGUUCCUCAAUGGCGAUAAGCGAGGAGAAACGUCUGCCGUUCGCAGGCUAGUAAAACGAUGGAAACCAGUGUGAAUCCGCGCCUGUAUUAUCCCCUUAAGUCCCACAAUCCACUUACAGAUUCUCGAGACUGAUCUCCAUACAUUACCUUGAGGAAUACUUUUAAGCAACAGAAAACGUUUACCGUGUUUGCAUAGCCUGAUAUAAACACGAGAGGGGUUGGGAGAAUUCCAUCCUCGGAAACCCAGGGGCUGUCAGUCGGGCCGGGUUAAAAGGCGCGACGAAAGUGUGCUUGAAAACUUUUGUGCGCCUUUUCUCCCGGCCCGACCGACCGCCCCUGGGUCUCCGAGGAUGGGAGAAUUCGAGACACUUAUGCAAACCCUCGACUUCGUCUCGGUUUUGCGUAACCGUCGAGAAUUCUCCCAACCCCUCGAGUGUUUAUAUCAGGCUAUGCAAACACAGGAAAAAAGUUUUCUAUUGCUUUUAUAAAAUAACUUUCCCGAGAAAAAAUGCAAAACUAUCUUGUUUAAACCAUUGAUUAAAAUAGAAAUUGUUACCAGUCGCGAAGUCUUGCACACCAAGAUUGUACGCGUAAUCAGUCUUUGUUUUCCAAAAAAAAGAUGCUUUCCAAAAUACGGGUUUUUCUCGCUUAAAAUGUCAGCUCAAGAAAAAAUAAAUUGACCCAGCAUGUUUCUAAAGAUAUGUCAAGUUUCAACCGACGGGGAAAUAAAGUAAACUUGUACAGUUUUUCAACUCAAAACCUUUUUUAAAUUCGUGCUUGCGUGAUUAGCGCGCGAAAAGCAAAAGAUCUUAACGUCACAACCAUGUUUACAUAUUCUCAUGCAAACACGCCUCUCGGCCAAUCACAAAGCGCGUACUAUCUUAGAUAUUUUAUAAAUGUCUAUCAGUGCUCCUGAUGGCUUCACGAAGAAGGGUCAUUAAACCCCUUUGAGCCUUCCCCUUGGUCUGCUACGGCACCUUAUAUGUAGUUCCUGUUUUCUAGGUACUUUUUUUCAAGUGUAGUUAAAAGUAGUGGAAAUAGCAGGGUGGGGCUGGGUUAGUGGCACGCGGUCUCUGGCUACUUUGACUUUUUUUUGCUUGGUGUAAAACGUAAUCAAGUUUCACGUGCUUAUUAUCACAGGCUAUAAAGGAUCGUCAUCUUCUCGCCAUUGUGGUAGCGUUAUUAGCAGUGGAUGCAGUUUUCUUAUCCUGUUGGAUUAUCAUUGACCCUCUCCAAGCUGAAGAGUUGAAAUUUGAAGAACUGGUAAAAUAAAAUCCCUUUAAAGUUCAAAGUUUUAUGAGAAACAAUCUCACUAGAUACAAUACACGUUAAUAUACAAGGACCUAUUACGUUCGGGAUAGAUUCGGGAUAUGGAAGAGUGGGUCGCUGGCCAUACUAUCGAAAUGUUCUUAGAUUAUAAGUAAAUAAGUAAAAUAACAAUUUAGAAGUAGCACAUCCAAAGACUGGUUCGUCGUCUACCAUUCCUAGUCGAAAUGGAAUUUGAAAAUGUUGGUUUUUGAAAUGAGAGGGGAAACCGGAGUACCUGGAGAAAAACAUCUCGGAGCAAAGGAGACGGAACCAACAACAAACUCAACCCACAUAUGGCGCGGACGCCGGAAUUUGAACUUGGUCCACAUAGGUGGGAGGCUAGUGCUGAUAUUGAAUGCACACAAUACUAGGAAUGUGGGAUAUCUCUUGUUAUGAGAAUAGUCUUUUUUCAAUUCCUGAAAUAAGCAUAGUGUCGCUUCCACGUAGGCUAAUUCUUCUAGUGGAGAAGAAUAAAAUUAGCAUUACCUCCUAGUUUCUGAUUUUCUGAACAAUUUUUUUGGAGGAAUGGCGAACAAUAAACUUUUCAAAGCCUGACAAUAGGUAAUUUUUCAUUUUUAGAGCCGAAAGGAACAAGACGCAUUCGUCAUUCCAGCAUUAUACCACUGCACCAGCGCAUACAAGACCAAAAUUGUGGCAGGCCUGCUUGCCUACAAAGGAAUACUUGUUCUGUUUGGGCUUUUUCUGGCCUGGGAGACACGCAAUGUCACUAUUCCCGCCUUAAAUGACUCUAAAUACAUUGGGAUGUCUGUUUAUAAUGUUGUUGUGCUUGGCAUCAUUGGUCUGGUCGUGACGUUUGUAUUUGAUGGAUCUACCCACUAUGUGGUUACUUACGCAAUCUCAUCUUCCUGUGUUAUUGUUUGCACUACUGUUACACUGUUGCUGGUGUUUGUUCCAAAGGUAAGUCGAAAAACGAAGCUCCCGUCACAGUUAUAA
Messenger RNA from Porites lobata, 27511 nucleotides. The record is from the annotation of a GenBank genome assembly. Lineage: Eukaryota; Metazoa; Cnidaria; Anthozoa; Scleractinia; Poritidae.